This is a messenger RNA of Aspergillus chevalieri, 519 nucleotides long. Its product is annotated as polysaccharide biosynthesis domain-containing protein. Gene Ontology annotation, cellular component: cytoplasm. The record is from RefSeq and is a predicted model, not a curated record. The transcript is spliced from 4 exons. The coding region runs from base 1 to 519 and encodes 172 amino acids. NCBI's taxonomy places the organism in Eukaryota, Fungi, Ascomycota, Eurotiomycetes, Eurotiales, Aspergillaceae.
AUGUCGAAGCCAUUUAACCCGGAGGAGGCGCAGAACUUGGAGGAUAUGGAGAAGCAAUUCGCGGUCAAGGCCGUCGAACACCUCAUGACGUACUGGGCCAUCCUCGAAAAGGUCCCCGGCUCGAAGCUCCGGUUGACUAAGAUGGACGACGAGAUCUACGCGCACUUCAAGGAAGAAUUCCCCGACUUCGACCCAGCGGCGACGCUCAUCGAGGAUGAGAUGAAGAGCAAGGCCGGCAAGGAGAAGUGGCGCAACUGGAUGAUGAAGUAUGAGAAGACAAUUCACGACUUCAACUUUGGCACGAUUAUCCGAACGAACCCCAAGUACGAGUACGAUCAGGAUACUACUAUUUUCGGUAAGAUAUUGUUCUUAUGGAUUCCUGACAGAGGGGGGGUAUUAGGUGAGCUGACAUGGGUGGAUAAAGGUGUUCGUAUGCAGUUCUACGCUAUUGAGAUUGCGAGAAACCGCGCUGGCCUAAACGACUGGAUCUACGAGAAGGCGCAGAAGUCUAGCUCGUAA